AUGACGGGCCCUGUAGCUGCUGCUCGGCCUCUGUUGCGACCUGGGUCUACCUUUCUCCUCAAGCAGCUCAGUGGCCCAUCGGCACCGCUAUCACGAUCGAUAUCCGCGACCUCCUCCGUCCUCGGCCUGACCAGCAGCAGCAGCAGCAGCUCCCGAGGGCAGCUGCUGUCCCUGCGGACGGGAUGCAGACUGCAGAGCCGACUCCGUUUCUACUCUACCAACCAGCCACCACCACCCUCAGACCAAAAUGCGAGCUCUAAGGAGGCCAAGGAGCCGUCCGAACCCGCCCAGACCUCCUCCUCGCCCACCUCGUCGCCAGAAAGCCCCUCCUCCCCCGCCACACACACAUCCCCCUCGAGGCCGAGCCCCGAGCUCCCCUCGCAGACCGACUCGCGCCGCUCCGCCGCCUCCCAGAACUUCUCCCACUUCAUGGACAACCUGCAGUCGCGCGUGCUGGUGGCCUCGCAGACGCUCAGCGACCUGACGGGCUACUCGGCCAUCGAGGCGAUCAAGGCCACCAACGCGGCCCUCGAGGCGGACCUGGCGCGGGCGCAGGCGGACCUGAAGCGGGCGCGGCAGCACUACAAGGCGGUGAACGCGCGGCGGGCCUCGACGCAGCGCGAGGUGACGACCCUGCUCGCGCGCAAGGACACCUGGGCGCCGCCCGACCUGGAGCGCUUCACGACCAUGUACCGGCAGGACCACGAGCUCGAGGCGGCGGUGAGCGAGGCGAGCUCGGCGCUGACCGAGGCCGAGGCCGACGAGGCCCGCCUCAGCCAGGCCCUCAACAGCGGCAUCCUGCGCCGCUACCACGAGGAGCAGAUCUGGAGCGACCGCAUCCGCCGCCAGUCCACCUGGGGCACCUGGGGGCUCAUGGGCGUCAACAUCCUGCUGUUCCUCGUCCUGCAGUUCGUCGCCGAGCCCUGGAAGCGCAACCGGCUCAUGAAGGGCAUCGCCGCAGAGGAGAAGGCCGCCCUCGACGCCGUCCGCAGGGAGCUCGAGGAGGUCAGGGGCGCCAUGACAAGGAGGGAGGAUAACGAGGCAGCAGCAGCCGCCACCGCCACCGCUGCUGCCGCCGCCGCCGCAAAUGCCGCGGUCGUUGAGGACGUCGGCGUCGAGGCGGCGCCCGUGGCGUCCCUGCCGGACGCGAAGAAGGCCCCAGAGGUGCCGAGCCCGCCGGCCCUGUCGUGGAGGGAGUUCCUGUCGGACCCCGGCCUGUGGCGGCCCGCGCUGGAGGACCUGUACAGCGAGAGGACGAUAGACCUGCGCAUGAGGGACGUGUCGCUCAUUGCCCUGGAGGGUGCCGUGACGGGUGCGGUCGCCGUGGCCGGCGUCGCCGCGCUGCUGGCUCGCCAGCGCUGA
Molecule: messenger RNA, 1362 nt
Organism: Diaporthe citri
Lineage: Eukaryota; Fungi; Ascomycota; Sordariomycetes; Diaporthales; Diaporthaceae
Exons: 1
Coding region: 1-1362 (453 amino acids)
Biological process (GO): inner mitochondrial membrane organization
Cellular component (GO): mitochondrial inner membrane
Source: RefSeq, a predicted model, not a curated record